AUGUAUUCUCAACUUGUUCUCAGGUAUGAGCGCAGUGAUGAGAGUGAGACAGACCACAGCAGGAGUAGUAGCGAAGCCCGAAACAGCAAUGCGCAUACACCUCCGCAAGCAGGCGCUAGGAAGGGUACUACCAGAGCCCGGGUGAAGGGUAAGAAGGUACGAGGGGGCGGUGGUAAACACUUCAAUGUACAACUGCCCAGACAGAGUCUUCGUCGCUUGCUUAUGAAUGAGCUCGAGCCUGGUACUGUCCAUUGGGGACACAGCUUCGUAUCGUAUCGAGAUAACACGGACUCUGCAAAUACGUACGCUGGCACAGAUAGCUGCAACCACACGGACGAGGGCCAUACAAAUCGAUUGUGUAGUCGACGUGGCGUUGAUGUGACCCUCAGUCGUACGAUUAACACGGGUAGUGCGGGGAAUAGACGGGAAACUGAACUGUUGACUGUCCAUGCAGAUGUAUUGGUGGGGGCGGAUGGUAUCUGGUCCUUGGUUCGAAAGCAAAAAAUGCGCGAGGCCGGCGUAUAUGGUGGUCAAUCACGCGCGACAUGUGAGCGUGAAAGUAAUCACAACAGGGAGUGCGAUGAGGGCUACGCUGAGGUUACAUGUAUCAAUCACGAAGUAAGCACUGAGCAUGCCAAAGCACCUGGCAAUGUAGCUGCGGAAGCGACCUGUGUGGGAACAAAUGGCAGCCUCGAUGGUGCGAAUAACCACAACGCGGCAGUUAAUGAAUUGGCUUUAUAUGGAGAAUCGAGUGGCCUCAGCGUGAAUACUAGUGCUGCAUUGGCUCGAUCGCCAGCGCUGCGGUAUCUGGGUAUGAUGGUUAUAUUAGGCUUUGCGCCCAAUCCAAACCAUCCGCUUACAGAAAACCAGAUAUUCCAGACUAUGGAUGGGUGCACGCGUAUCUACACAAUGCCUUUCACAUCGCCACGUGCAGAUACUGAGCUCACAGAAUCCACCAGGGACUCUGAAAGUCCUAUGAUACACCAUUGCGACAGCAUUCCAAGCGAUGGCGUUGGUAGUACGAUGAAUGCUUGUGUUGGUGAAGCACACUCGCACGUAGAUCCAGCAACAAUUGAGAACCAAACCAUGUGGCAGCUGAGCUUCCCGGUCACCCUGGAGGAGGCAAAGGCUUUACAAGCGCUGGGCGCUGAUGGUCUGAAACAGCACGCCAUCAAGCUGUGUGAGGGCUGGCAUGACCCUGUAGCGCAGAUCCUGACAACAACGCGUGCUGCCAAUAUCACGGGAUAUCCCGCUUUUGAUCGUCCGGCCCCCAUCUCCAAAUGUGGUCACUCGUCAACGCAAGUCACGCCGCACACGCACCGUGCGACCCCUUCACAGAUGGGUGUGAAUACACUCAAGUCCAACGGUGGAGAUCGGGAACCGCCGGAAUUAGAUAUAGAUCCCGCCAAGCACUCGCUGAGUGGUUGUAGCUGUGUCAAUGAGUGCCAUGGUGGAGUUCCCUGUCCUGGUCGUCUGGAGGGUGUGUGCGCUGUUGAUAGGCGCGUAACCUUUGUUGGCGACUCAGCCCACCCCAUGAGCCCGUUCAAGGGCCAGGGGGCCAACCAGGCACUACUGGACGGCCUCAACUUGGCGGUGCAGUUGGCGAGUGAGCGAUGUGCUGCACCGGCUCACCUGACGGAGGGAUGUGGUGACGAUAAUACGGUCAAGCGGGUGAAUGGCGGAGGCCCCAGUGGCCUGGCAACCGGCCCAAGUCAGAGAAAAUUUGAGUGUGGUGAAGUGUAUCCGCCGAUACCUGGUAAUACGUGUUUUUUUUAUUUGCUGUCGGCGUACGAAGGGGCGAUGGUGGAGAGAGUGAGAGCGAAGGUGGAGGGCAGUGCGCUGGCUGCGAGGGUGCUGCACACUCCAUUGGCUCUGGCCAAGGGCAAUUGUACACGUGUUGGUGCACACGUCAGAUGAGGGGACUGGAACUCUAUUCUCCGAUUAAUCGUAUAGCAGUAUGAGAUCGCUCAAAGCGCUAUCACCGCCAUCACCACACAUACCUUGCACCGUUAGGCCUCUCCUUUUCUGGCCAUUGCAGUCUAGUGCAUCACUCUCAAAUUGUUAAUGUAAUCAGGUAAGACAGCGAUCUGCGUUACUAAAACUUGGAGGUUUGUAAAUGCGAACGCAAGAUCUAAACUGGCAAGUAAUGAUUUGUAGAUAUUUCCAAAUUAGUCGUUAACUGUUCACUGCACAUCGUUAAAAAAACGGCCUUGUGAAC
This is a messenger RNA of Sphaeroforma arctica JP610, 2218 nucleotides long. RefSeq lists its product as hypothetical. NCBI's taxonomy places the organism in Eukaryota, Ichthyosporea, Ichthyophonida. Gene Ontology annotation, molecular function: FAD binding. The transcript has a single exon. The record is from RefSeq and is a predicted model, not a curated record. The coding region runs from base 1 to 1917 and encodes 638 amino acids.